AAACUUUUUAUUUAAGUUUCUUCUAAAUAAGGUUAUUAAAUCCUAAAUAAGCAAGGAAUCAUUAUGCAGCGUGCUAUGUUAAAAUGGAAUGAUGUACCUACUCAAGUGGUUACAGAAGGUCGUUGGGUAGAAGAAGGUCUUGCAGAGUUUGGUAGAAAGGAUGUAAUUAUUGUCAUUACUGGUAAUCCUGGAAUAGCAGAAUUUUAUGGAGGAUUUAUAAAAAUGUUAAAAUUAAGAUUACCAAGCGAAGUACCUAUUUGGGUGAUUGGACAUGCGGGUCACAUACAACCACCAAACAAUUUGGCAAUUACUAUGCCGAGUAAUUCAACUUGGAAUGAACAUUAUAGUUUAAUGGCACAAAUACAACAUAAGAUAGAUUUCAUUAAAAAAUAUGUACCUGAAGAUGCAAAGCUACAUCUUAUUGGUCACUCGGUAGGAAGUUGGCUGGUUUUGAACAUGUUAAAAGAUGAUCUCAUUGUUAAAAAAGUAACAAAAUGUUACCUGUUGUUUCCAACCAUAGAAAAUAUGUACACAACUACUAAUGGACAGCUGUUCACCAAAAUUAUGUCACGAUUUGCAUCUUUUAUCAUUUUUCUUUCUUGGGUUUUUUCAUAUCUCCCACAUUUUAUGCAAAUUUUUUUUAUCAGUAUAUAUGAACUAUUAAAUGGAAUUCCAUUAAAGAACAGUAAUGCAAUACUUCAACUGUUAAAUCCUGACAGUUUGAAAAGAGUAAUAAAAAUGGCAAAAGAAGAAAUGGAAAUAAUAAAAGAACGAGAUGAUGAUAUAAUUUCAAAAUAUGCAAAUAAAUUAUGGUUUUAUUAUGGCAACUGUGAUGGUUGGACACCAAUUAAAUAUUAUGAAGAUUUAAAAUCCAAACAUCCUUAUAUCAAUGCAAAACUUUGUAAGCAUGGUUAUCAUCAUAGUUUUGUUUUGCAGUAUGAGAAAGAAAUGGCAAAAAUUGUUGGUGAUGCAAUUAAUGAAAACAUGUAA
Eufriesea mexicana is the source of this 990-nucleotide messenger RNA. RefSeq names its product lipid droplet associated hydrolase sturkopf (gene sturkopf). Gene Ontology annotation, biological process: lipid storage. The transcript is spliced from 4 exons. The coding region runs from base 64 to 990 and encodes 308 amino acids. Gene Ontology annotation, cellular component: lipid droplet. The record is from RefSeq and is a predicted model, not a curated record. Gene Ontology annotation, molecular function: lipase activity. Lineage: Eukaryota; Metazoa; Arthropoda; Insecta; Hymenoptera; Apidae.